Microthlaspi erraticum is the source of this 1344-nucleotide messenger RNA. The record is from the annotation of a GenBank genome assembly. NCBI's taxonomy places the organism in Eukaryota, Viridiplantae, Streptophyta, Magnoliopsida, Brassicales, Brassicaceae.
AUGGCUUGGUUAGCUAGAUCCAUUGCGAACUCACUCAAUCUCGAUGAGGACGAUGAAGAUGAUGAAAAGCAACGGGGUAAUGAUGAAUCCGGUCCGAAUCAAUCGCCGUCGAUAUCGGCGUCGGAGUCACAGUCUCCUAGAGGCGUUAAGGAAGAUAUUUCCGAGCUAACAAAGACCUUGAGAAGCCAAUUCUGGGGCGUAGCUUCUUUUCUCUCGCCGCCGUCUACAGCUCCGGAUCUUCAGGAGAGAAAUCAGGCUCCCGAUCCUCCGGAAGGUGACGACGAGGAGGAUCUGAUUGCUGGGAUUAGGAACGAUAUUGCGGAGAUUGGUGGGAGAUUCAAGACGGGGAUUUCCAAGCUCUCUGGAAACUUACCGGUUUCUGAGUUCACUAAGCUCGCUUCGAAUUUCUUACAACUGGGCUCAGAUGGAGUGGAUCCGGAGGAUUACGAUGUUGGAGACGCAAUCGGAGUUACGGAGGAAUUAAUUGCUUUCGCGAGGGAUCUCGCGAUGCAUCCUGAGACUUGGUUGGAUUUUCCUUUGCCUGAUGACGACGAUAGCUUUGAUGACUUUGAGAUGAGUGAUGCUCAAUACGAGCAUGCUAUGGCAGUGGAGAGGCUUGCACCAAGCUUGGCUUCUCUGAGGAUUGAGCUUUGCCCAGAAUAUAUGAAUGAGAAUUGCUUCUGGAGGAUUUACUUUGUACUUUUGCAUCCUAAACUCAACAAACACGAUGCCUUGCUUCUCUCCACUCCUCAGGUACUCGAAGCAAGAGCAAUGUUGUCCCUCGAGCUACAGAAAAGAAACAAAUUACCGGUAGAAGCAGAGAGUUCUGAAGCUCAUGCUGCAGCUGUGGAACCUCUUGAUGUGCCUUAUAACCCUUCACCGGAACCACCAGCAACUGUCAAGGAGUCAUUGGACUUUGAAACAGAGAAGCACCAAAUUGAGAGCAAGGAGAUACAAGUCGUUGACAAAUCUGUCAUUGAAGAAAGAAACACAUCAACUGCUUCUUCAUCUAGGUUUGUUAAUGCGCAAGUGGAGGACGAAGAGAGAGACGACACAGAUGAUUGGUUAAACGAUGGAGAGACUUCUGAAUCUGUUAGCGGCAUGGAAGGAAGAGAAACCACAAAGCACCCUCUUGGUGAAGAUGAAGAAGAAGAUGUAUCGUUCAGUGAUUUAGAAGAAGGGGACGACGAAGGAGACGUGGCAGUGAGUUACAAGAAAGUUACUGACUCUGAUUCACCAGAAUGGGUUCAGCUAAAAGACUCAAAGACCAGUCAGCUAAAAGAGAACAGAGAGUCAUCAAACGAUUGGGUUGAUGUCGACGGAAGUGACAUGAGUGAUAUCUAA